ACCAGGACACAAGGACCGGCCGAGGGACGCCGAGCCUCCUCCUCUUGCCUACAGACAGUGAGCGGUCUCUGUCCUCCCGCAAAGACUGGCUGUCGGCCGCAUAGAAAGGAAGGAGAGGGGCGAGCAGAGCCGCCCGGAGACCGCCCCAGCGUCCAAGAGCAGCCGCGCGCGGGGCCGCUCCGACCGCGCCAAGUCUCCGGACAAUGGGGACGCGGCAGCUGCUGCUGGUCACGGUCGGACUCAGUCUGUGCGGGCCCCUGCUGUCUGUCCGCACACGGGCUCGCCUCCCAGAAUCAAAAGCAGAAAAUGCUACUCCAGUACCCCGGUCAUUUCUUUUCAGGAAUUAUGUUGAUGAUUUUGAAAAAUUCUCACACGAGGAGUUAGAGGAGAAAAAUGAAACCAAUUUAAAUGAAGACAGAUUAAUCUCCAUCAAUAAAAGUCAGCCUCUUCAGAAACGACCCCCUGUGUUCAUCUCAGAAGAAGCCUCGGGUUAUCUGACUAGCCCCUGGCUGACUCUCUUUAUCCCCACCGUUUACACUGGCGUGUUUAUAGUGAGCCUUCCUCUGAACAUCAUGGCCAUCAUUGUGUUCAUCGUGAAAAUGAAGAUCAAGAAGCCUGCUGUGGUGUACAUGUUACAUCUGGCCAUGGCAGAUGUGCUGUUUGUGUCUGUGCUCCCCUUUAAGAUCAGCUAUUACUUUUCCGGAAGUGACUGGAAGUUUGGGUCUGAAAUGUGUCGCUUUGUCACAGCAGCGUUUUACUCUAACAUGUACGCCUCCAUCAUGCUCAUGACAGUCAUAAGCAUUGACCGCUUUCUGGCUGUGGUAUAUCCCAUGGAGUCCCUCUCCUGGCGCACUCUGGGGAGGGCUUCCUUCACUUGUCUGGCCAUUUGGGCUGUGGCCAUUGGAGGGGUGGUGCCUCUUGUCCUCAAGGAGCAAACUACCCAGGUUCCAGGCCUCAACAUAACUACUUGUCAUGACGUGCUCAAUCAAACCGUGCACGACAGCUAUUACGCGUAUUACUUCAAAGCCUUCUGUGCUGUCUUCUUUUUUGUGCCAUUGGUCAUUUCCACAGUCUGUUAUGUGUGUAUCAUUCGAUGUCUUAGCUCUUCCAAAGUUGCCAACCAGAGCAAGAAGACCCGGGCUUUGUUCUUGUCAGCUGCUGUUUUCUGCAUCUUCAUCAUUUGCUUUGGACCCACAAAUGUCCUCCUGAUUGUGCACUACUCACUCUUUUCUUAUGAUUCCUCAAUGGAGGCUGCCUACUUUGCCUACCUCCUCUGUGUCUGUGUCAGCAGCAUAAGCUGUUGCAUUGAUCCCAUGAUUUACUAUUACGCUUCCUCUGACUGCCAGAGGUACCUCUACAGUAUCUUAUGCUGCAAAGAAAGCACUGAUCCCAGCAGUUACAACAGCAGCGGGCAGUUAACAGCAAGUAAAAUGGAUACCAGCUCUACUACCUUGAAUAACAGCAUAUACAAAAAGCUGUUAACUUAGGAAAGGGGACUGCCGUUAGGUUAAAAAGAAAAGAAAAAGAAAAGCGGACAACCUGGGGAUUCUAUCAGUCCCUGUAAAAAAGUGUUUACUUCACCAUCUAGAACAACAAAUGUGUUAUUUGCAAGCCUCCUUACAAAAGCAAUUGCACAUUUACAUUUGUUCACAGGAAAAGAUAACAGAAAUAGAAGACAGUUAUUCAGAGGGAGUAUUGUCAAUGCAACAGUAAUAGCUGAAUGUUACUUUUUUUUAUGUAUUUAGAUGAUAUGUAUAUAUUUGCAGUACAGUAUAGAAUAGGCACUUUGAAAAUCUUUUUUUAGGAGAAUAUGGGAAUGACCUCUGAUUUAAUAUGCAGAGGCUAGGUUGCUAAGGUUUAGUCCUGAACACCUGAUGAGGUCUACUAAUAGUGACAGAUUUCGUAAUCUGGACUUAUACAGCUUUUGCAAAUAAGUAUAUUUUGAAAUUGUUCAACAGCAGUGUUUUAAGUUAUUUAGAGAUAAGGCUUAGUACUAUCUGUGUGUAGAAAAAGCUUAGUGUUUUUUUACUUUAAACAUAUCAAAGUAAGAAUUCUUAAAAUUAUUAAAACAGAUGAAAACCCCUCCUUUUGGCACAGGUAGCAUUUUUGUUUACACACUGUGGAUGUGAACCAAGAAUGAGCAUAAAUCCACUAGGGACCUUAGGUCAGCUUUCAAAGAAACCCACCCUGGGAGCUGCACUUUUUUGCAUUGCUCAGCCUGAUGCAGGAGGCCAAGCAGUAGACACACACAGGGCCAUGUCAGGAACCCUCCACCUGGGGAUGCUGGAGCUGAGCGUCCCAGAGAGCAGAGAGCUGGGGACCACCACAUUCACUCCACCCUCUUGGUGUUUCCCCCCCAGGGUUGACUGUGAACUCAUCAUGUUUAUUAGAAAUUGGAAAUGGUAUCCUAGGAGGUGAUGGAUAUAAAAGACUUCUCUACCUUUUUGAAGAACAAAAAAAGGAGCAUUCACUUCUAGUAAUUACCCUGCAAAGGUCAGUUCUCACAUGGAAGUACCACGGAGCAAACAUGAAUACUUGCUAUGUGCUAUGGGCACUGUGAUAGGUGCUGGGCAUGCAGAGUUGAAUGAGACUCAGACCUACCCUCAAGGAAAACACAGCAGACCGACACAUAAAUAGUUGCAAUAGAGUGUGAGAUAUGUGUAAUAAAUAUGUUGUUACAUAAAGUGUUUUUAGCUAGGGUCACCAAGCAUGUAUCACACAAGCAAGACCUGCUUGUUAAAGAAUCUUGAACAUUUGUAUUACUGCUUCCUGUGCUUAUAACUUGAGAUGAAAAGAUACAAUACAGAAAGUAUAUUUUUGAAAAUUAUUCAGUCUACAUUAAUUGGACACUAUUUACAAAUGUUUGAACUUGAGAUGAAAACAUAAUACAAUACAAGAAGUGUGUUUUUAAGAAUAAUUCCUCCAGUCUACAUUAACUGGACACUAUUUAUAAAUGUUUGUUCAAUAAAUUAAAUAAGUUUUUUGAAGAGUUCAUAUCAUAAUAUGAUUAGAAAUAACAGCGUGGAAUUGGCUUGACUUUGAAAUCUACCCAAAUUCCUCUGUAUUUUCAAUUUACUUUUCUUAAGAGUUAAUGAAAAAAAAAAAAGAGCUAAUGAGAUGAUUUAUAACAGAAUUUCUAACCCCACAAUGAGUAUCAACUACACAAAAAUCCUCAAUGAUUUGACAAUAUAAUUUGGAAAUUAGGUUGCAGUGUAUUUUUGUUUCCCUUAUGAAAAAAAAGGAUGCAUUUGUUUAAAAAAAAAAGGAAAAUUGCAAGGCAAAUGUUUACCUAUUUAAAAGAGCAAGCUAUUUCCAAAUACCAUAGACUAAUUUACAUCAAAGUCAUAUAACUGUAUUGUCAGUAGAAACUAGUACUGAUUUUAUUAAUUUAGUUACUCUAUUCAUUUUAUCCAAAUCAGUGGAAUUUCAUUGUUAUUGUUUAUUCAGUCUGUAUAUAUUAAAAUAUCUCUGACUAAA
Molecule: messenger RNA, 3477 nt
Organism: Loxodonta africana (African savanna elephant)
Lineage: Eukaryota; Metazoa; Chordata; Mammalia; Proboscidea; Elephantidae
Gene: F2R
Product: coagulation factor II thrombin receptor
Exons: 2
Coding region: 204-1487 (427 amino acids)
Biological process (GO): positive regulation of Rho protein signal transduction; positive regulation of blood coagulation; blood coagulation
Cellular component (GO): plasma membrane
Molecular function (GO): thrombin-activated receptor activity
Source: RefSeq, a predicted model, not a curated record